This is a messenger RNA of Oncorhynchus nerka (sockeye salmon), 2495 nucleotides long. RefSeq names its product protein FAM186A-like. The transcript has 6 exons. Gene Ontology annotation, molecular function: protein binding. The record is from RefSeq and is a predicted model, not a curated record. The coding region runs from base 1 to 1836 and encodes 611 amino acids. Lineage: Eukaryota; Metazoa; Chordata; Actinopteri; Salmoniformes; Salmonidae.
AUGUCGGACCCCGCGAACACUGGGAACUGGAGGGGGGACAAGGCCUGGUGGACCUGGCAGGUGUUCUGGAGUUCUGACUCAGAGCUCUCUGCACAGUCAGCAGUGGAGGACAGUGAUCAGAUCUUUACUGAGCUGAUCCGCUCCAUUGAGAGAAGGAGCUCUGAGGUGAAGGAGCUGAUCAGAGCCCAAGAGGAGGCUCAAGUGAGUCAAGCUGAAGGACUCCUGGAGCAACUGAAGCAGGAGAUAGCUGAGCUGAGGAAGAGAAGCACUGAGCUGGAGCAGCUCUCACACACAGAGGAUCACAUCCAUUUCCUCCAGAGUUAUCAGUCUCUCUCUCUCUCUCUCUCUCUCUCUGUCUGUCCGUCCCUCUCUCUCUCUCUGUCCUUCACUCUCUCUCUGUCCUUCACUCUCUCUCUGUCCCUCUCUCUCUCUCUCUCUGUCUGUCCGUCUCUCUCUUCUCUCUCUGUCAGUUCCUCUCUCUCUCUCUGUCUGUCCGUCCCUCUCUCUCUCUCUCUCUCUCUGUCCGUCCCUCUCUCUCUCUCUCUCUCUCUCUCUGUCCCUCUCUCUCUCUGUCCGUCCCUCUCUCUCUGUCUGUCCGUCCCUCUCUCUCUCUGUCUGUCUGUCCGUCCCUCUCUCUCUGUCUGUCCGUCCCUCUCUGUCUGUCCGUUCCUCUCUCUCUGUCCGUCCCUCUCUCUCUCUCUCUCUCUCUGUCCGUCCCUCUCUCUCUCUGUCCGUCUCUCUCUCUCUCUCCAGAGGUAUCAGUCUCUCUCUCUCUCUCUCUCUCUCUCUCUCCAGAGGUAUCAGUCUCUCUCUCUCUCUCUCUCCAGAGGUAUCAGUCUCUCUCUCUCUCUCUCUCUCUCUCUCUCCAGAGGUAUCAGUCUCUCUCUCUCUCUCUCUCUCUCUCUCUCCAGAGGUAUCAGUCUCUCUCUCUCUCUCCAGAGGUAUCAGUCUCUCUCUCUCUCUCUCUCUCUCUCUCUCUCUCCAGAGGUAUCAGUCUCUCUCUCUCUCUCUCUCUCUCUCUCCAGAGUUAUCAGUCUCUCUCUCUCUCUCUCUCUCCAGAGGUAUCAGUCUCUCUCUCUCUCUCUCCAGAGGUAUCAGUCUCUCUCCAGUAUCAGUGUAUCUUCAGACUUACCCAGCAUCGUUGUCCGUCCUCUUCAGUACUUUGGAGAUGUGAGUAAGACUGUGUCUGAACUGAGAGAGAAACUAGAAGACUUCCUUAAAGGAGAAUGGACCAAGAUCUCCACUACAGUGAAUAUAGUGGAUGUUGUACUGCCUCCAGAGCCCAAGACCAGAGAACAGUUGUUACAAUAUUCCUGUCAGCUCACACUGGACCCAAACACAGCAUACAGACACCUCUCUCUGUCUGAAGGGAACAGAAAGGUGACCUGUACAGACCAAGUCCAACCAUAUCCUGACCAUCCAGACAGAUUCACCAACUGGUACCAGGUUCUGUGUAGAGAGGGUCUGUCUGGACGCUGUUACUGGGAGGUGGAGUGGACUGGUGGUGUUGAUACAGCAGUCUCAUAUAAAGACAUCAGCAGAACAGGGACAGAUAGAGGUAAUGAUGGUGGAUUUGGACUCAAUAACAAGUCCUGGAGUUUAAAGUGCUCUAGAGGUGGUUAUUGGUUCAGACACAAUAAUGUUGUGACUAAAGUAUCAGGCCCUCAGUCCUCCAGAGUAGGAGUGUACCUGGAUCACAAGGCAGGUACUCUGUCCUUCUACAGUGUCUCUGACACAAUGACCCUCCUCCACAGAGUCCAGACCACAUUCACUCAGCCCCUCUAUCCUGGGUUCAGGCUCUAUUAUAAUGGUUCUGCUGAGCUGGUUAAACUGUAAACUGAUUAGUUAUUAAUUAAAAUUCAAUCCAAUGUUUUAAUCUUGUCCAUUUCCAUGAAUCAUGAUGUCUGGUGUUGAUGUAUAUUGGUUGUCAUUCAGAACCAUUGAUAUGUUUUCUCAGUUGGUUCUCUGUCUCUAUGUAAUUCUCCUCAGUAUCAUUGAUCAGCUUGUUGGCUCGGUCCUAAUUGAUGUGUUCUCUGUCACCUGGAGCUGCAUGGAAAAUGGUCCAGGAACUAAAGGACAAUUCAGGACUAGUCAGCCCACUACAAGCUGGUAUCACUUACUUUCUACUAAACUAUAUGGUCUGGUUUCCCAGACACAGAUGAAUCCUAGUCCUGGACUAAACAGUAUGUUCAAUGUAGAUGUCCAGGAAACCGGCCCUAAAUGUGUCAUCUUUCAUCCUCCCAUACUGCUCAGUCCAGCAACAUUAAACCUGUCCAGCAGGUGGUGCUGUUGACCAAACAAUAAAACCAGCAGAUAUCUUGACUUGCCACUCAGUAUAUCAGUAAUGUUCAGAAUAGUACUUUAAUAUCAUUGGAGAUUGAUGGUCUUUUUAAUCCACUAUCCAGAGUCAGGAACAGAUGAAGUUAGGUCUGCUACUGUUCAGUGAUUAAAUAUGAUUUAUGGUGAUGGGAAAUAAUAAAAAACACUCAACUUCA